Telopea speciosissima is the source of this 1831-nucleotide messenger RNA. Its product is annotated as synaptotagmin-3-like. The transcript has 13 exons. Lineage: Eukaryota; Viridiplantae; Streptophyta; Magnoliopsida; Proteales; Proteaceae. The coding region runs from base 47 to 1681 and encodes 544 amino acids. The record is from RefSeq and is a predicted model, not a curated record. Gene Ontology annotation, cellular component: endoplasmic reticulum. Gene Ontology annotation, molecular function: lipid binding.
AUUUUCUGGUUAAUUUUUUGGGGAUUAUUUGGGGGUGUUUAGAGGGAUGGGGUUCAUUGGCAGUUUCUUUGAAAUCAUUGGCUUCGCAUUCGGUAUUCCAAUAGGUCUCUUUCUGGGUUAUCUUCUGUUCAUCUACUUCGAGCCCACUGAUGUCAAGGAACCAAUUGUUAGGCCACUUUAUGAGUUAGAUGCAAACACUUUGAAUGAUCUUUUAGCAGAUAUUCCACUAUGGGUGAAGUAUUCGGAUUAUGAACGAGUUGAUUGGUUGAACAAGUUUGUAUGUGAUAUGUGGCCUUACCUUGAUAAGGCUAUAUGCAGUAGAAUAAGGAGCAUUGCAGCACCAAUAGUUGCUGAGUACAUUGGGAAGUUUCACAUUGAAUCGAUUGAUUUUGAGAGUCUAACUCUCGGGUCUCUUCCUCCUACUAUUAAUGGGAUUAAAGUGUAUGAUAGCAAUGAGACGGAACUAGUUAUUGAACCGGUUAUUAGAUGGGCUGCGAAUCCCAACAUUAUUCUUGUGUUGAAACUGUUGUCUCUACGAAUUACAGUGCAGCUGGUGGAUUUACAAAUAUUUGCAGCACCCCGUUUAACUUUGAAGCCACUUGUUCCAAGCUUUCCAUGCUUUGCAAGCAUUGUAGUAUCUUUAAUGGAAAAGCCACAUAUCGAUUUUGGAUUGAAAUUGCUAGGAGGGGAUAUCAUGGCCAUCCCUGGCCUUUAUCGAUUUGUUCAGGAAACUAUCAAAAGAGAAGUUGGAAGACGUUACCUGUGGCCCCAAAUCCUUGAAAUACCCAUUCUUGACAGCUCAAUUCUGUUGAAGAAGCCUGUAGGCAUAUUGCAUGUUAAGGUUAUACGGGCAGUCAAACUCUUGAAGAUGGACUUCUUGGGAACAUCUGAUCCAUAUGUGAAACUCAGCUUGACUGGUGAGAAGUUGCCGGCAAAGAAAACCACUGUCAAGAUGAAGAAGUUGAAUCCCGAGUGGAAUGAAGAGUUCAAGCUUGUUGUAAAAGACCCUGAGUCUCAAGCCCUUCAGUUACAUGUGUAUGACUGGGAUAAGGUUGGCUCCCAUGACAAGUUGGGAAUGCAAGUAGUACCACUGAAAUUACUUUCUCCACAUGAGGCAAAGGAAUUUACGCUUGAUUUGCUCAAGAAUGUUAAUCCAAAUGAUCCACAAAAUAAGAAACGAAGAGGGCAAAUUAUGGUGGAGCUGACCUUUAAGCCUUUCAUAGAAGACAUUGACAGGUUUAAUGGACCUCUGGACGGAUCCAUGAAGAAGGAAAGUAUGAGAAGAAGGGCACAAGACGAAGUUGUGUCCAAUGGACCAGGGGUAAUUUUGGUCACUGUCCGAGGUGCUGUGGAUGUUGAGGGGAAGGAUCACAACAACCCUUAUGCGCGAAUACUUUUUAGAGGGGAGAGAAGGAAAACUAAGAUGUUAAAGAAAACCCGGGAUCCAUCUUGGAACGAAGAAUUCCAGUUCAUGUUAGAAGAAGUCCCUAUAAAUGAGAAGAUCCAUAUUGAAGUUAUGAGCAAACGGUCAGGCUUCAGUUUCAGACACAAGGAAUCAUUAGGUUAUGUGGACAUCAAUCUUACAGAUGUUGUCAAUAAUGGGCGCAUCAAUGAGAAAUAUAAUCUGAUUGAAUCAAAGAAUGGAGUGAUACACAUUGAGAUACAGUGGAAUACCAUUUGAAGGAAUGCGGUGUAAUGUACAAUCCUUGUUUACAAAUAUAUCAUUUUUUGUAGGUUUUUUCAAUUAUUUCUUAUAUAACUGUGAACAUUCUUUUGAAUUGUUAACAACAUACACAAUAAAAAUAUUAAAUAUAUUUCAAAUUCAUGAUUG